Messenger RNA from Acanthaster planci (crown-of-thorns starfish), 6814 nucleotides. RefSeq lists its product as uncharacterized. Gene Ontology annotation, biological process: peptide catabolic process; proteolysis. Gene Ontology annotation, cellular component: cytoplasm; membrane. NCBI's taxonomy places the organism in Eukaryota, Metazoa, Echinodermata, Asteroidea, Valvatida, Acanthasteridae. Gene Ontology annotation, molecular function: peptide binding; metalloaminopeptidase activity; zinc ion binding. The record is from RefSeq and is a predicted model, not a curated record.
CAAGAUUCUAGUUUAAGACUGCGAAACCUCGUUGGAAACCAUAAAACACAGUAAAGUCCAGUAAAGGCUAUCUCAGUGGCAUGUCAGGCCUGUUUUGUGCAGUGACAUCUUGCUGAAGACCUAGUUGGUUCGUUUUACUGACAGUAAGCCUGUUCUGAAUGAUAAACGUGUCAUCUUUCAACCAGCAUGGCCGAUGUCUCGGUAAAGAAACAGUCGGUGAUUUUUCUGUAUUGGACGAUCUUGCUUAUAUAUGUGUCAUUUGGACUUUCUUGUGGAAUGCUACUCAAUUAUGAAAAGAGAGAUGCCGAUUUCGUCAAACAGCAGUGGGAAUACAUUCGCCUUCCAGAGACUAUAAGACCCAUCUCAUACGAUCUCAUGGUCAGAACUGAUCUCACUUACUCCCAUUUCACCGGUUCUGUUGGUGUCUUGGUGGAAUGCCUAGAAGCCACCGACCUCAUACUGAUUCACAGUAAGGACUUAGUCAUCACAGAAGGGAAGACAACCUUAACGCGGCAGGGUAACGGGGCUGAUGCCCCCAAAUUGGCUAAAGAUACCUGGCUGUAUGCCAUCAACCAGUUCGCUGUAAUCGAGCUGAACGGCAAGCUGGAGAAAGGAGCACGAUACAGGCUGUACCUGGAGUUUGAGGGACCGUUGAAGAAUGAUCUACUGGGUUAUUACAAGAUGUCGUACAAGACAGCCUCCAGAGAAGAAAAAUACUUGGCAAGUACGUUCUUCGAUCCUGUUGAUGCCCGUAAGGCCUUUCCAUGUUUUGACGAGCCAAAUCUCAAAGCUACAUUCAGCAUCACCUUGGAACAUCAGCCUCAGUACCACGCCCUCUCCAACAUGCCCAAAAGUCGUCCAGAUGAAAUCCUUGAAGAUGGCUGGAUCCGAGCAACGUUUGAGGAAACUGUCGUUAUGCCAACAUACAUUGUGUGCUACGCUAUCAGCGAGUUCAGGGCCAAGUUUAAAUACACGUCUAACGGCGUGCGGUUUGGCGUAUGGGCCCGUGAAGAUGUCAUCGAUCAAGUUGACUAUGCGCUCGACAAGGGGGUAGCCAUAUUGGAACACUUUGAUCUGUUGUAUGGACAAGAGAAUAAAUACUCCUUGCCUAAACUGGAUAUGAUAGCCCUGCCAGACUUCAUGAUAUCUGCCAUGGAGAACUGGGGCCUGAACACGUACAAGGAGAAAACUGUUUUAUACAAGGAGGGAGAAACAUCAGAAAAACAGAAACAACGGAUUUUGACCCUUAUCUCGCAUGAGUUAGCUCAUCAGUGGUUUGGAAAUUUGGUGACAACAAAAUGGUGGAACUCCAUUUGGUUGAAUGAAGGCUUUGCAAGCUAUAUUGAGUACAUUGGAGCCAAUGCUGUUGAACCAGACUGGCAAAUGUGGGACAAGUUUAUCUUGUAUGACCUUCAUCCUGCCAUGGCAACAGAUGAAUUGGUUACUUCUAGGCCAAUAAUCACUGAUGCCCUAACACCCUCAGAGAACAUCAUGAUGUUUGAUAAAAUCACAUACCUGAAGGGUUCCUGUAUUCUGCGUUUGAUGAACCAUUUCUUAGGAGAGCCGACAUUUACAAAGGGACUUCAGUACUACCUGAGCGCUUUGCAGUAUAGUAAUGCAGGAAACAGUGACCUGUGGUUUUAUCUGGACAAGGCAGUGAAGGAAGACAACAUAGAUCUUGGUGAAGAGCUAAAUGUAGCAACCAUUAUGGACACCUGGACACUUCAGAUGGGCUUUCCGUUCAUCAAAGUUGAGAGAACAUACAAUGGUGCCCGCCAAAUCACAGCUAGAGUAGAGCAGCAACGUUUCCUAUCGGAUCCCGAUUCAGACCCAUCAACAGACCACCCAGAUUUGGGUUACAAGUGGUAUGUACCAGUGACGUACACCACUGCAAGCAGCCCAGACUUUGAUUCACCGAGAAGCAUGUGGCUGAAACCACAAGAUGAGUUUGGUACCUUGCAGCUUUCAGGUGGCAGUGAUGAUGACUGGUUGUUGGUGAACAUCAACCAGAGAGGAAUGUAUCGUGUCAACUAUGAUGACAAGAACUGGCAGUUGAUUAAGAUGCAGCUAAAGACCCAUCACUUGAUGAUUCCAAGUGCCAGCCGAGCUGCUCUCAUUAGUGAUGUCUUUAGCCUUGCAAGGGCCGGAGAGGUCAGCCACCCUACUGCUUUAGAUAUGACCAGCUACUUGAAAGGAGAAAGAGACUAUGUGCCCUGGUAUGCUGUGGAUCAUGCUGUAGCAUUCAUCAAGAGAAAUAUCAGAAGGAGAGGAGCCUACAACAACUUUAAGAAAUACAUGCUAAAUCACAUAACUCCGAUGUACGAGUAUACUGGAUGGAACGAUGAAGGGGACCAUCUGAAAAGGUUGAGCCGUGGACUUGCCAUCAGUAUGGCAUGUGGCUAUGGAAAUCUUGAUUGUCAACAGACAUCAGUGAACCUGUAUGCGGAAUGGAUGGCCAACAAGGACCACAGCUUUAUUCAUCCAGAUGUACAAGCCACAGUGUUCUGUACAGCCAUUGCACAAGGAGGCAAAGAUGAGUGGUUCUUUGCUUUUGAACAUUACCAGAACCCCAAUACUAGUACCUCCAUGAAGUCAACACUGCAGACAGCUCUGGCAUGCAGCGAUAAACCAUGGAUUCUUAGAACUUAUCUGGAUAGCAUCUUGAACAGCAGCAUCAUUAGAAUACAAGAUGGAGCAGCUGUGUUACAAGCAGUUGCUGGAAAUCCUGUGGGUUUGCCUCUGGCUUGGGACUUCUUCCAAGCAAACUGGGACUUCUUGAGAGCUUCGUAUGGUGACACAGUGUUUGUGCUUGAUUCACUGAUUAGCAAACUUACAUUUGGCUUCAACACUGAAUUUGAACUGCAAAUGGUGAAGCAGUUUAUUGCAGACCACUUAGACUUAGGUUCUGGUGCACGUGUGUUUACUGAAGCCGUAGCUGUUAUUGAGUCAAAUAUAAGAUGGAUUGAUCAAUACUACAAAGAGGUAGCAGGUUGGCUAAAGGAAGCUGUCAUGGACCCCUGGGAGAGGAUUCGCCUUCCAGAUGCCGUCUUGCCCAUCUCAUAUGACCUCAAGGUCCGAACAGACCUGACCAAUUUUGUCUUCAAUGGCUCUGUAAACAUCUUAAUGGAAUGCUCUGAAAUGACCGAUGUCAUUCUUAUACAUAGUCGAGACUUAACUAUCCUAACUGAUACAACUACCCUCAAACGUGAGGAUGGUGAAACAGCUCCAGGAUUCAAGAUUCCUCCGUGGCUGUAUCAGUACCAAGAUUUCCUUGUGAUUGAGCUGGAUUCACUCCUUGAAGUUGGAAUCAAAUACCGGCUACACGUUGAGUUUAAUGGCACCCUGGCAGAUGACUGGAGUGGUUAUUACUGGGAUAGCUAUACCUUGAAAUCAAAUGAGACAAGGUACAAAUACUUGGCAAGUACAUUCUUAACACAUACCAGUGCCCGCAAGGCUUUUCCAUGUUUUGAUGAGCCUGACAUGAAAGCCACCUUUAACAUAACCUUGGAGUAUGAGCCCCAGUACCAUGCCUUAGCCAACAUGCCUAUGAAAGGAUCACCAGAGACACUUGAUGGUGGAUGGAUGCGAGCAACUUUUGAAGAGAGUGUCAUCAUGUCAACAUAUCUUGUCUGCUACAUAGUUAGUGAUUUCAAAGCCAAGUUUAUGACCACACAAAAUGGUGUUGAGCUUGGUGUUUGGGCUCCAGAGGAUUCAAUCAACGAAACUGACUAUGCUCUUCAGAAAGGAGUGGAAAUUCUGGACUACUUUGAUAACUUAUUUGGAUUAGAUAACAAAUACCCUUUGCCUAAAUUGGAUAUGAUUGCCCUACCUGAAUUGAAUGUUGGUGCCAUGGAGAAUUGGGGUUUGAUUACUUAUCAUGAGGAAUAUCUCUUGUAUGAGGAGGGAGUGUCAUCAGCAAAACAGAAGGAGAGAGUCUGUACAUUUGUCUCUCAUGAGAUAGCUCAUCAAUGGUUUGGUAACCUGGUGACAGUUAAAUGGUGGGAUGAUAUAUGGUUGAGUGAGGGAUUCACCAGUUGGUUGGAGUUUGUAGGAGCUGCUUACGUAGAACCAGACUGGAAACUGUGGGACAAGUUUGUGGCAUAUGAUAGUGGAAGAGCAAUGGAAAUAGAUGCAAAGACUACAUCACGGCCAGUUAUCAGCAAAGUACAUCAAGAAGACGACUUAAUUAAUGUUUUUCACUUCAUCGCCUAUAUGAAGGGUUCUUCUUUAGUACGUAUGGCAAACCACUUUGUGGGUCAAGACACAUUCUUGAAAGGUCUGAAGGCAUAUCUAAGGGAAUUGCAGUACAGAAAUGCAGAGAACAGUGACAUGUGGUAUCACAUGAACGAGGCAAUAAUGGAGGACAGAGUUGAUCUUGGAGAUGGCAUAACUGACAUAGCCACUGUCAUGGACACAUGGACCAAUCAGAUGGGCUUCCCAGUUGUCACGAUCACAAGAACUUACUCUGGCGAAGCUAACAAGAUCACUGCCUCAGCUACACAGAAGAGAUUCCUGACAGACCCGUCUUCUGACACGACAUCGCUGUACCCAGACCUUGGAUACACAUGGCAUGUACCCUUGACUUACACAUCUGGAGGUAAUCCUAACUUUGUCAACCCUGAGAUUCAGUGGAUGAGACCAGAGGAUCAGAUCACUGAACUUGUAUUGGACAGUGUUGGUGGGAAUGAGACCUGGCUUUUGGUCAACAUUAAUCAGACGGGUUUCUACAUUGUCAAUUAUGAUGAGAGAAACUGGGCUUUACUUAGCGCUCAGCUGCAGACAGAUCACACAGCGAUUUCAGUACCGACUCGCUCAGCCCUCAUCUAUGAUGCCUUCAAUUUAGCAAGGGUAGGAGAACUCAGCCAGACUAUAGCACUGGAUCUGACAUCUUACUUGGACAAGGAACAAGACUUUGCUCCCUGGUUCCUAGUCAAACAAAGCUUGGAUUAUGUCAGUGAGAAUUUAGCUUUGGAGAAUGCCAAUGAGAACUUCAUGGAGUACGUGAGAAAUAAAGUCACCCCUGCAUAUGAAUACAUUGGCUGGGAUGAUAAAGGUGGUUAUGAUGCAAAGUUGGCUCGUGUUGAAAUUAUUGGUGUUGCUUGUAAGUUUGGCAAUCAAGACUGUGUUAGCAGAGCUUCUAGGCUAUACGCUGAUUGGAUGAUGACUAACAAAACAAACACAAUGAUUGAUUCCAGACUUCAAGAAAUAAUAUUCUGUACAGCCAUAGCUGCAGGGGGGCAGCGGGAAUGGGAUGCGGCCUAUACAGCUUAUACUGACCCUGAUGUGGAAUCUUCACUCUGGAAUGUUCUAGAAAAUGCCCUGGGAUGCAGCCAAAGUGAAACUGUUUUGGAAACGUAUCUGCAUAAAGUCUUAAAUACUUCAUUGAUGUCACCGUAUGAUGGGCAAUACGUUAUCUCAGCAGUUUCUGGUAACCCAUUGGGAAGGACAAUGGCAUGGGAACUUGUUGCUGCAAAAUGGGAUUUCUUCAAGACUGUUUAUGGACUACAGGUGGUCCGGAUGGUGACUUCAGACUUGAACACUCGGGCUGAACUUGAAAAGGUGAAGAAAUUCCAGAUGGAACAUUAUGCAGAAGGGAGGGAUGUAUUUGAUGCCUUCAACAAGGCCAUCUCUGUGAUCAAGAACAACAUCAGAUGGAUGGAUCAAAACUAUAAUAAGGUAGCAAAAUGGCUGGAAAAAACUUUGUAUUAAGGGUGCAGUGCUCAGUUAGCCUGUCAGUUUCUUUGACAAAACAAAGGCAAGAAUAAGUUUUAUAAAAGGAGGUAGCAUAUUCUUUUAAAAUUAGGAUAUUCUGUAAUUUAAAUUUCAGGAAAAUGUAGUGAAAUUUAAUGGACUUCAAAGGUGCAUUCGAAAAUUGUCAACUUACAAAAAAAUUGUAUAAGAUUUCAGAUUUUAGAUAAACCUUAUAGAAGAAAAAAUGCCAAGAUUUGUUUCUCAAAAAGCCCCCUAGCCUCAGCAGAAUUUCACCUUGAGUAAGGUUAGUGGUGUUGCAAUCACUGCUCAAGCACACCUAAAGUAUAAGAGUGUUAAUGUUGAUUACUUUUUAAUUUCAAUGAAUGCUGUGUUAUUGUCUUGGUUGGUUUUAGUUGUUUUAUUUUGUUUCCGUCAUUUACACAAACUUUUUCUCUAAUGUAAUUUAGUAUUAGAAAUGUGAGUUGAAGUCGAUACGAUGUUUUUAUAAUCUUUUUGGGGGUUUCAAGCCUUGAAUCCAAACUGCGUGUUUGACAGUACCCUCGAAAUUCAUCAAUCUGUAAAAUACAGAAUCAAAGUUCUGUAAAAUUCAUCAAAAUAGAAAUUGAAAAUACAUGUAUAGUCAUAGAGGUUUGGGUUAUUUCAAAUGAAGUAAAUCAGAUUUCGAUUUUAGUUCCCCCUUCUAUAGACGGAAAUAGUUUAAUGACCAAGAGGCUCAUCAUUGGAGCUGCCUUUCAUUGAAUAUUUUAUUUCCUUGCUAUAUAUCAACUUAUUACCUUUAUCAUGAUUUGAGUUUAUGUACGUUUUAUUUUCAACUCGCUAAUAUUUUUAUUUUGUUGAUCUUAUGCCUAUCUGUCGUUUAUUAUUUCAUGUCAGUUUUACACACUGUUUAUUCUACUUUAUUCGUUUUCAUGUUUUAAAUAUUUGUCUCUGGCAUUUGUCUGCCCUUACACAAAACGGUUAUUUUCCUUUUAUGCUUACACCUUUAAAUCCUUAUGCUUUUCCACGUUUGUGUUUUUGCUUUUUGUAUUACAUUAUUCUAACUGUUUGUAUUUGUGUGCCUGGAAAUAAAUAAUACAUGAUAAAGUUUACAUGAUGAAAAUAA